AUGGCCGACAGUGGCAUGAUCCUGAAUUUUGACCUUGGCACAGGAGCUGCCCCUGUGAAGCCAAAGGUCAAGUUUGCAGGCGGUCGCUGGAGAGAUCGAGUUCAUGCUCAGCGCAGCGCAAAAAGAGGUGGCAGCGACAAGGCUUGGGAUGGCGCCAAUGGAACUCCAGUGGAAAAGGCUCGCGAUUUCGGUCGAAACGACAACGACGACGGCGACAGACCCACGAAACGACAGAGGACUUUCGGCGAUCGAGCUGGAGACAAUGAAGCUGGACCACAAUGGAGAUCAAACCCCCCGGCAGGCCGACCAGGAGCCGGCGCAAAGCCCAGCUCUGGUGGUGGUGCGAGGCAGGGCAACAACCAAUUGAUGAAGUCGGGUCAAGUCACAUCGAGAUUGUUCUCUUCAAAUCCAGAACAGAAGACCGUCUUCGAAGUUCCCGCGGAGGAAGUCGAGCCAGCAAAGCCUACGAAUGCGCCUCUGUCAGAUGAGGCAGAGAACUUCCACGCCUUGGGCCUCUCGAGGCGUAUUGCUCAGCACCUUUCGACCAAGCUGGAGAUGAAGGCACCGACAUCUAUUCAGAAAAACACGAUACCUCCGUUGAUCAACGAUGAUAGUGAUGCUUUCCUGCAGGCCGAGACCGGUUCCGGAAAAACACUGGCGUACCUCCUGCCCAUUGUACAACGCAUAAUGGCCCUCAGCCACGACCAAGAUGGUACAAGCACGGGCACCAAGAUACAUCGCAACUCCGGCCUCUUUGCCAUUGUUUUGGCACCGACUAGAGAGUUGUGUAAGCAGAUUGCUACGGUCUUGGAGAAGCUCCUACGGUGCGCCCCUUGGAUCGUAAGCACAACGGUCAUCGGUGGUGAGAGCAAAAAGUCGGAAAAAGCACGCAUCAGGAAGGGCGUCAAUAUCCUUAUCGCAACUCCUGGUCGUCUGUCGGAUCAUUUAGAUCAUACAAAGGUUCUCGACGUGGGAACAGUGCGGUGGCUCGUACUCGAUGAAGGCGAUCGACUGAUGGAGAUGGGUUUCGAGGACGAAUUGAAGACCAUCGUGGGCAAGAUUAGGCAAGAGGACCUGAAGAAGCAAAAUGAAGAGGGCGUCAAACUGGACAAACUGCCGCAGAGGCGUGUGACUGUCCUGUGUUCGGCAACAAUGAAGAUGAAUGUUCAGAAGCUCGGUGAGAUUUCCCUGCAGGAUGCAGUGCAUAUUACUGCAACGAAAUCGGACUCGGCUGGAGAUGUUGAGAUGAACGACUCAGUCUUCUCGGCCCCCGCUCAACUCAAGCAAUCGUAUGUAAUUGCCGCUGCAAAGUUGAGACUUGUCACCUUGAUGGCACUGCUCAAGUCUACCUUUGCAAGGAAAGGCUCAGUAAUGAAGGCCAUUGUCUUCAUUUCUUGCGCAGACUCAGUGGACUUCCACUUUGAGCUCCUUCGGUCCAUUCCAUCAUCUCCAUUGACUGAGGAUGGAUCACUCACAGCAAACACAGUCGCUGAAGCUGCUUACAUUACAUCGACUCCGAACCCGAGGAUUUCGUUGUUCAAGCUACACGGAUCCCUCAAACAACCCGUUCGCACGGCAACUUUGGCGGCAUUCAAGGCAGAACAAGAUCCGUGCGUCCUGAUCACAACCGAUAUCUCAUCUCGAGGUCUGGAUGUCCCAGCAGUGGAUUUGGUCGUUGAGUAUGACCCUGCAUUCGCUGUCGCUGAUCAUGUUCACCGAAUGGGACGAACAGCACGUGCUGGUCGAACUGGAAAAGCCGUUCUUUUCCUACAACCCGGUUGUGAAGAGGGCUACAUACCUCAUCUUCAGGCACCCAACAUUACCGGCCAAUCCUCAGACGAUAUCAUUGCAAAGGCAUUCAUUACACCAAUCACGCUGCCAAAAACCUCGGCUACGGACGACCCCGCGCCUGUUCUCGAAAGUGAAAAGUCUCCGUUCAAGCGUGCUGAAGCUCUGCAGCUGCAUCUUGAGCAGAGAUUACUCGAGGCAGAGAAGAAUUGCAGCAAACUUCUCGAUUCUGCGCGACAGGGUUUCCGGUCCCACAUCAGGGCUUACGCGACACACGUCAAGGACGAACGUGUCUUCUUUGACAUUUCGCAGCUGCACCUCGGCCACACAGCAAAGAGUUUCGGUUUACGCGAGGCUCCCGGUGGCAUUGGUGGAGGUCCCUCUACUAGACGUGUCAUCAAGACCGGACAGCAGCCAAAGUCUGGAAAGAGAAAGGCGGGUGAUGAGAAUGGUAGCUCGUCAAAGAGCAGAGGCGCCGACAAGGAAGACGCACUGGGCGAGGCUGACGAGGAUGCCGCCAAGCGUAUGCGCAUGAAGAUGAAGGCUGUAAUGAGUGCUUCCAGCGAAUUCAAUAUCGGAUGA
Molecule: messenger RNA, 2370 nt
Organism: Pestalotiopsis fici W106-1
Lineage: Eukaryota; Fungi; Ascomycota; Sordariomycetes; Amphisphaeriales; Sporocadaceae
Product: ATP-dependent RNA helicase DBP7
Exons: 1
Coding region: 1-2370 (789 amino acids)
Biological process (GO): ribosome biogenesis
Cellular component (GO): nucleus
Molecular function (GO): nucleic acid binding; ATP binding
Source: RefSeq, a predicted model, not a curated record